AUCCAGCGUAACUUGAACAUACCACAAGUCAUAUUUCCGGUUUCCACGCUGGGGGAAGUGGGAGUUUACGGGAGUCACCUCAACGUAGCACAACAUUACCAGCACUCCAGCGGCUGAAAAGAGACAAGAUGCAGACUAUAAAGUGUGUGGUGGUGGGUGAUGGUGCGGUGGGAAAGACUUGCCUGCUCAUCUCCUACACCACCAACAAGUUUCCCUCUGAAUACGUCCCCACGGUUUUUGAUAACUAUGCAGUGACGGUGAUGAUCGGCGGGGAGCCUUACACUCUGGGACUGUUUGACACUGCAGGUCAGGAGGACUACGACAGGCUGCGACCCCUCAGCUACCCUCAGACCGACGUCUUCCUCGUCUGUUUCUCUGUCGUAUCGCCUUCCUCUUUUGAGAAUGUCCGAGAGAAGUGGGUGCCAGAGAUUUCCCACCACUGCCCGCGGACGCCCUUCCUGCUGGUCGGGACUCAGGUGGAUCUGAGAGACGACAGCAACACUCUGGAGAAACUGGCCAAGAACAAGCAGCGAGCUCUGACCUGUGAGAGCGGAGAGAAACUGGCCCGUGAGCUGAAGGCCGUCAAAUAUGUGGAGUGUUCAGCUCUUACACAGAGGGGACUGAAGAACGUGUUUGACGAGGCCAUCCUGGCAGCUCUGGAGCCUCCAGACAACAAACCCAAGAAGCGCUGCGUCCUGCUAUAGACGCCACAAGAGGAGGAGGAGGUGGAGGUGGACGGAGGGAAGAGCUGAGGGAGGCAGUACCGAGAGGAGGGGGAGGGAUGUGGAGGUGGACGAGGUAGACACACGUUUAAACAGUGCCUUCAGCCGUAGUGACUUAACGUGGGUGUGGUGUUGGAAGAGGCGGGGUCUCGACAGGAUUAAUUUUCAUCAUAGAUACGUGUCAAUUAUAAUAUGACUAACACAUGUGAACAACACUCCUCGCUAAUCAGGAAACGGGGCUUUAAUAAUAGGAGGAGGCAGGUUGAGCAAUAGAGAGGGUUGCACCUCAAGACGCCUUUUUAAAGAUACAAACAGUGGAUGGAGUCACGGUUACAGCUCAAACUACCAACCACCUUCUCAAAAGAUUUCUACUCGAGUCACAAGUCGUAAAAUUUAAGAAUUGUAUCAAAUGUCUUUGGUCAGUUUACGCAGUUGUAGGUGCCGAUUUUUUACAUUUCUUCAAAUGUUUGGUGAAGCUGAUCUUCUGUCUCCUGCAGAGCUUUGGACAUUUACUCGGACAAACUUUUGAAAUUGAGCUGACGGUUAAAAAAAAUGAUUAUUUAAAAAUGUAAAAUAUGUAAGAUCCAGAAUCGGUGUCCUUUUUAAUCUUUCUUUGGUCCAAAAGCAGGUUGCAUUUGGAUAAUAAAGUCAAGUAAAAACAGUGCAGUAUUAACGAUGUGUUUCCACCAGUCUGAUUUAAAACAACGAGAGGAGGAGCAGCUGGACCAGAAAUAGACGCAUUCCUCCAGCAAAAGUAAUGUUUUUAAUUUAAAGAGACAUAAAAAAAAAACCAUGAGCCAGUUGGUGAGCAACACGCCCUGCAGCUUCAGUGGACCAUCGGGGCUCAACAGUCAUGUUUCCUGCUGGAUUUUGAGAGUGUUGUUGCUAUAACAAAGAAAACCACACGAGUGGUGAGUGUAACCUGACUUCAUCCAUGAAGAGACUCAGAUUGCUUAGAGCGGAGCCGGCUAAUUAGAGUUUCUGUAGAGCUUCACUGGCUCCUGCUUUGCAGUCUAAAAGACGAUGUUCACACACACGCACGCACACACACGCAUUAGUUAAUGAUGUCAACUUGCAUACUUGAAAUGAUGAUUUAGAGAAGUGUAAUUUGUUCAGAAAUGAAACCUUUGAAUUAAAAACAUAGAAAGGUUGAGUUUCAUUAAACACAUUUCAAGUCACAGGGUUUUCACUUUGAAUAUGUUAGUGUUCAGCAAACACAUUACACAUUUGCACAUGAUAAUAGUUUUUAUUGCCAUUGUGACCUUUCUUUGCCGUCACGCUGCCGUUCCUCUCUCCUGCCGGCUCACUGUGGACAUCCUGAACUCUCCAUUCAUUAAGUUUGGCUGUAACUGAAAACUCUUUAAAACUGCAUACCACCUUAAUACACAGUAUUAAAGGUGUUUACAUAUCGAAUUUUUACAUCAAUAAAUCAAUACUACAUUCAUUUUUGAGACAAUUAUGAUGUUUACUGCAAACAACCGGACCGUCGCAGAAGAGUGUCGGCCUCAGUGAUUUCUAUUUUGUGACGCAGCCGGUCAGAUUUUGAUCUCUUUAUGGCACGAAACAGGAAAUAAAUAAAACGGAGCUAUGGUUGUCAGGUUUUCUGAUGAUGAAGAUGAGUGAAAGCCCAGAUUUAGGCUCAUGGCUUUAUGUUGCACAAAAAUAAAACCUAGAAACGCCUUAAUAUUACUGCAGCGUCGAUGCCAGACUUCUUUUUUUAUUCAAUUGUUUGUGUGUGUAUUGAAACUUCCUGUAGAAAUGCCUUAAAAUAUUUCCUUUCCUGCUCGAAAACAUUGCUGCCUUAUUGCUUAAAGCCAGUAAAAUCCUAAAAAGUCACAUUUUCUCGUCGGGGAAAUGUAACGAAAUCUACAAAUGGCAACGAGCCCUUCAUCGUCACAUGGCUUCCUAAUGUUUGUGAACAAGGCAACAAAUGAAAACAGUCUUAUCAUUUGUAUCUGUGUGGACUAAACAUGUUGAUAUAAUGUUAAAUGGGAUCUAAACUUUCAUGCCUAAUGCCGUUGGUAGUAGACGUGACUAAAGAGCAACACAUUUCACACAUGACCUCCUCGCAUAAUGUCCGCUCUGCUUCGCUCCCCUUCGGGCCUGACCGGAACCUCAAGUGCUCGUUUGGCGUGUUAGCACCUCCCGAAGGCCUUAAAGGGGAUUACAGCUCAAUUUAAAGGUUCAUCUGUGUUGUUACUUUGACCAGCAGCAGAAUAAUUCCGUGUUUUUGGGCAUCAAACAAUCUCCACUGAAGCCAGAGGUCGGAUCAGUUGGACUUGAACCUAUAAGAUGAUCAGUUAUACCAUCGGGCAUCUUUAAGCAGCUACACACACACGAUAAGUGUUGGAGUUGCAUAGAACUGUCGUUUGAGAACUUUUGCCCAAAUAUUAGCGUUGUUUUAUGUUGCUAAAUGAUAUGUAAUAAACAAAAACGCUUGACUGGCAUACAGGUGGAAUGAUUGAUGAUCAUAUUUGUGUGUAACAGAUUCAAGGUUCUGGUUGAGUCUUUAAUGCUCUCAAAAACUGAUUGUCCUGGGCCAAAAGAAAUAACCAUUUCCAUCCUUAAACUGAGAAUAUUCCUCAUUAAAAUGGACUAAUAUUCCACUUCCCUUACUUUCCUUUCACUGUUUUGGAGAUGACAGUUUAUUCUGAUAAUGUAUGGAUGAUUACAAGUAUUAUAUAUAUUUUUCUUUGCUCCUUAUUGUUUCUUGGGGAACAUUAUUUUAGCCGUUUUUGUGGAGUUUUUUUAUUUCUUUUCUUUUUAGAUAUUUUUACCUGACGGUUGAGUGCCAACGGUUUGAGAGAGUACCACAAACUAAACAAUCCUCAUAAUAAGCUUCUACUCGCAGGAGAAGAAAACAUAACGGCUGAAGCAAUAAUUACAGAUGUGGAGAACUGCUCUGUAUGGAAAGAUGAAUGUUGGAACUGUUGGGUGUUUGGAAAUAAUAAAAACAGUACUUGAAAUGUU
This is a messenger RNA of Cottoperca gobio, 3692 nucleotides long. Its product is annotated as cell division control protein 42 homolog. Gene Ontology annotation, biological process: small GTPase-mediated signal transduction. Bases 129 to 704 code for a protein of 191 amino acids. Lineage: Eukaryota; Metazoa; Chordata; Actinopteri; Perciformes; Bovichtidae. The record is from RefSeq and is a predicted model, not a curated record. Gene Ontology annotation, molecular function: GTPase activity; GTP binding. The transcript is spliced from 6 exons.